AUUGUCUCUAAUGGCCUCUUGGUUUCCUCUCCACGUCUUUAACCUGACUUAUACCGUAAAGUACAAGACAGAGUGAAAAAGAUGAGAGAACUCUUCACCAGUGGUUGUCUUCUCUUACUUUGCUGUACUGAAGGGAUGAUUGGGGAAGACCAUAGGAAUGUUCUUUUGCGCGGUAGAGGACGUAAAAAUUGGGCAUUGCACAAACCCACCCGCCAAUCGUCGGAAAACUUCGGUUGGUAUAAGUCCAUGAAGGCCGUCGACGGACGUCUGGACAACGACGUCAUAAAGUCUAAGUCCUGUAUUGUCACAAGAUAUGAGAGACGUCCAUGGUGGAUAGUGGAUCUGAAAGUGACCAUCCGUGUGCAGGAAGUUUUCAUCAUGAACCGAGGCACAUGCUGUGCUGUACCUUACAAUUUCCACAUUGAAGUUCACAAAGGUACCUUUGCACAACUAGAGUUAGUCGGCUUGUGUCAUUACCAAAGUGAACCUCUCCAGUAUGGAAUGACCAACAAUUUCCGCUGCCACUAUGAUCUGAUAGGUCAGUUCGUCCGACUGUGGAUUGACAAGUGGCGUGCGAUUCUAAGCGUGUGUGAAGUCGAGGUGUACGGGUCGAAGUACAUAAAUAGGAACGAUUGGAAGGGCACAAACUGGGCGCGAGUGGAAGAAGCUUCUCAGUCCUCAACGAAUCUUAACAACGGUUUGUCCAAUCCGAACAACGCAGUGGACGGUAAUCUUAACAGCGAAUACAUUCAAGGCUCGUGCUCACACACCAGAAUUGGAGACACCAGCCCAUGGUGGCAGAUCGACUUGUUACAGCUGAUAAUAGUUACCGACCUCAAACUGUUCAACCGCAUGGAUUGCUGUCGUGAGCGACUUCAUGAUUUCGUCAUCACAAUUUUACAAAACUCUUCCGACACGAACGCUAAGCAAUGCUAUAAGCAGACGAGAGCAGUACUUUGGGUUGAAACGAUAAAGUGUCACGUGCCCCUUGCAGGGCAGAUCGUUCGUGUUGCGAAAACUAGUGUCCGUGGACCCAACGAUGUCCUUACCUUGUGUGAAGUGGAAGUGUUCGGCUGGAAAAUAGUCACGGAUCCUGAAUACCUGAAGAGUCGUGACAACUUUGCUGUUGGUCGUAGUGCGUGGUUGUCCAGUGUCUCAGCUGAUGGGCAAGCGUGGCGGGCGGUGGACGGUAACAUCCUAAAUAACUGGUAUGGUGGGUCCUGCGUAUCCACCAAGUUGUUGGACCGCCAUCCGUGGUUCAAGGUUUUUUUUGGCCCGAUGUUCAUCGAAGCUGUGUUGGUCGUCUUCCGAGCAGAAUGUUGUGAAAAUCACGUUCCCAAACUGUACGUGUGGGUGGACGAGAAGGUUCUGUGUGGCAGGCAGAAUAAGCGGUACGUGAGAGGCGCAGUGGUUGGUUACGCUUGUCCUUCCAACACGCAGGGUGCCUAUGCGCUGAUUACAAAAGCUCCCAUAGCUCCACCUAGAGAAGUCAUCACGUUGUGCGAGGUAGAAGUGUAUGGAUUUAUUAAAACAGAUAAAAACUGGGCCCUGGGUUCAAGAGUCGUGAUAGAGGACAUGGACAACGGAACAUCCUACGACGGACACUUUGUGACGGAUGGCGAUUUCUCCAACUUCUUCAAGCAACCCGUUUGUCCUACUUUUAAAGCAAGCAAUUAUUUAUUGAUGACGAUCGAUUUAAGAGAUGUGUAUGUGUAUGUGGAAAAAAUUGUGUAUAUCACCGCAAUACGUAACGGCGCUGUUGCUCCACGAGAAUUGUCUAUUUCGCUGGUUAACCUGGUGACACAAUACACAAACGACGAUGCAUGCAGACCUACCUCUCGGAUUACUGGCCCAGGUCAACACUUCACGGUUAGGUGCUGGGGCUCUGGGACCGACAGAUUGGCCAACCGGAUUGUCAUGAAAAAGGCGUUCAAGACCAACUCCAUGUCAAUCUGUGAGGUAGAAGUCUAUGGACCAUUUGCUUAUCGGGCGUAACGCCUGUUUGUGAUUUGCCUGUUUUGUGCAACGCCUUUUGUAAAGAGUGUAUAUUGUAUGACACGGAAAGCGGUUCAGUCUUUUCAUACUGAAAGGGCUGAAAAAUAAAGCUUUUUGUUGUGUU
Messenger RNA from Gigantopelta aegis, 2119 nucleotides. RefSeq lists its product as uncharacterized. Lineage: Eukaryota; Metazoa; Mollusca; Gastropoda; Neomphalida; Peltospiridae. The coding region runs from base 82 to 1995 and encodes 637 amino acids. The record is from RefSeq and is a predicted model, not a curated record. The transcript has 11 exons.